This is a messenger RNA of Cuscuta campestris, 1249 nucleotides long. The record is from the annotation of a GenBank genome assembly. NCBI's taxonomy places the organism in Eukaryota, Viridiplantae, Streptophyta, Magnoliopsida, Solanales, Convolvulaceae.
GCUGUUGUUUUGCAAAAGGGACUGAGCCCCUCAAGAAGGUAAAGAUGCCGUUUUCUUUUUUAAUUCUCCGUAGGAUCGUGGGGAGUAAUAAAUCGCCAGUCCUUAAUAUACACGAAAUCAGUCGUUGGGUGCUUGGGUUGCCCAACAAAAAAUCCAUCACGAAGUUUACCAAUCAACCUCUUUCCCCUUCCCCUGGAUUUCUACUUCUUUCCAGACGGACUAUUUCUCCAAUUAAAUUUUAAACCUUUCCUUGGUUUCAUCGUCUGUCUCAAAUCUCGUUUUCAAUUUAGGACAUUGCAGGAUGGAGUCAUCAAAAGAGACAGGUUUCCAAGCCUCAGAAGGUCCAACCUUUUGCAUCAACAAUUGCGGGUUCUUUGGCAGCGCAGCCACCAUGAACAUGUGCUCCAAGUGUCACAAAGACAUGGUCUUGAAGAAGGAACAGGCUCAGCUUGCUGCUUCGUCCAUUGAGAACUUUGUCAAUGGAAGCACAAGCAAUAGCCCCAAAGAACCUACGGGUGCCGGUGUGAUUGAUGUGAAAUCUGGACCUGUAGAUCUGAAGCUCAUCUCCUCCUCUCAAGCUUCUCCUGCAGAUUCAUCCUCAACGGCUGAUCAGAGCGAAGCCAGGGCGAAGGUGAAAGAAGGGCCAAACAGGUGCAAUACUUGCCGCAAACGUGUGGGUCUGACCGGGUUCACUUGCAAGUGUGGAAACCUCUUCUGCGCCACCCAUCGUUACUCAGACAAACACGAAUGCCAAUAUGACUAUCAGAAUGCUGGCCGGGAUGCCAUUGCCAAGGCAAAUCCGGUUGUCGUUGCGGAAAAGCUCAACAAGAUAUAGGGCAGCCUGUGGACCGACUGUGGGGCCUUACGAUGCUUGGUGCAGUUUGGUAAGUAAGUCCAUUUAUCUGUUUCCCUUUUGGAUGCAAUGAAUGAAUGGUACACAGCCUUGAAAGACUGGGCGUCUUUGCAAGUUUGAAAAUGAACUAUAUAUAUACAUAUCUCUUGUGUGCAUGUUGUCAUUAUUUAUGCUGGCUGCUUUGGUGGACAACCUCUUGAGGUUUGUAACUUGUACUGGAAUAUCUUAUCUUUUACUUCCUGUUCUCUGCUCUUUGCCACAGUUAUGUGUUGCUUGUUCGUUUCUUCUUUUCUUCGGGUUGCUGGUUCGUUAUUAUUGUUCGACAGAGCAAACAAAUGUUGUAUGAACAGAUUAAAGACACUCGCCGAAUGGCAAUAACAAAGGUGCAAUGGCUUG